AAUAUGGGAAAUAAAGAUACCGCCAUAUUUGUUAGUCACAUUGCUAAAUAGACAUUAAUACACAAAAUCACUUUCACCAAGUGUUUACUCUACGAAUGGGCAGUUGAUACCUUGGUAAAGGAGGGCUAUCAGCAUGGCCCAGGUCAGCAGUGGGCAGAAUCCCUACCCUGGGGUCACCUCCCCAAUUAGCCUGGCUGAACCAAAAGCUUUUGACCUAGAGCUUUCUUCAAAGUUGGAGGAAACUCUUCGUCCUUUUGGGGUCUUUGAGAGCGAGGAGGAGCUGGCUCAUCGCAUGGAAGUUCUACUGAAAAUCAAUAACUUGGUUCGAGAAUGGAUCAAAGAUGUCAGUAGGCAAAAGAAUAAUAUUCCGGAAAACAAAAUUGACACUUUUGGCGGUAAAGUGUUUACAUUUGGAUCUUACAGAUUAGGGGUUCACACAAAAGGUGCUGAUAUAGACACACUGUGUGUGGCCCCCAGACAUGUGGAGAGAUCAGACUUCUUUGCCUCGUUCUUUGAGCUGGUCAAACAGCAGGUUGAGGUCAAAGAUCUAAGGGCUGUAGAGGAAGCAUUUGUACCAGUAAUCAAAAUGACGUUCGAUGGGAUUGAGUUGGACAUGCUGUUUGCCCGCCUCGCCCUCCCAACAAUUCCAGAGGACAUUGAUCUUAGGGAAGAGAACUUAUUAAAGAAUCUGGACGAGAAGAGUGUUCGUAGUCUCAAUGGUUGCAGAGUCACUGAUGAGAUCCUGUAUCUCGUGUCAAACAAGGAAAACUUCAGAAUGACACUUCGUGCAAUUAAACUUUGGGCAAAAAAGAAGGGUAUCUACUCCAACGUCCUAGGUUACCUGGGCGGAGUGUCGUGGGCCAUGCUGGUAGCCCGCGUGUGUCAACUCUAUCCCAAGGCAGCACCCGCUACUCUUGUACAUAAGUUUUUCCUUGUGUUCUCCAAAUGGGACUGGCCAAAUCCUGUACUUCUGAAGCCUCUUGAUACUGAAAACAAACUGGGCUUUCCAAUUUGGGAUCCUCGAGUGAACCCCUCUGACCGGUUUCAUCUGUUUCCCAUCAUCACCCCAGCCUAUCCCCAGCAGAAUUCCACCUACAAUGUGACCAACUCCACACGAGCCAUCAUGAAUGAUGAGUUCCAUGAGGGUCUGGCAAUUGUCACAAAGAUCUAUGAAGGAAAGGCAGACUGGUCAGAACUGUUCACUCCCUCAAACUUCUUCCAGAAAUACAAACACUACAUUGUGCUGGUUGCAAGGGCAGAGGAAGAGGAACACUAUCUAGAAUGGCAUGGCUAUGUGGAGUCAAAGAUCCGUUUGCUUGUCGGGAACCUGGAAAGAAACCCAUUCAUCAAGCUUGCUCAUAUCAUGCCAGAGUCAUUUGGUCCACUCAAUGAAACAGAAGGAAAGUUCAUGUGCAAGUGGUUCAUCGGUCUUGUAUUCAACAACACUCCAUCAGCCAAUAUUGACCUCACAUUCGAUAUACAGUCUUUCUCUGAUGUUGUUCACAAGCAAGCCAUCCAUCUAAAGUUGUUUAAGGAUGACAUGAAGCUUGAGGUCACAUAUGUGAAAAGGAAACAGCUUGAGCAGUAUGUUGCCAAGGAGAUAAUAGAAAGAGCAGGCAAGAUUGCGCGGAAGGAUAAAAAGGACCCAACAAGAGGUAGCAGCACAAGCAACCUUAGACGGUCCAGCUCUGAGAAGGCAGGUGGUUUAGCCACCAGCAAGUCUGACACGGAUCUCCUAAAGCAGGCAUCUGUAACGACAGAUGAUGACACAUCCCAGGAGUCACAAACACCAUCAUCAUUAACACCGCAAAAAUCUGAGGGGGAGAAUAUGCUGUGUGAAACCACACCUGCCACACCAAAGGUUGAUGGGGAGAAGGAUGGUGUCCCCACAGCUGAUGGUGAGGACCUGGAGGCUGGAGGAGAAGGCCGGGCCAAGAGACCAGCCUCCCCGAUCGAACAGACCACACAGAAGAGAAGUAAAAAUGAGGAAGAUGAGAGAAAAGAAGCACCUAUGCAGGUUGAUGACAAAGUUACCACAGACAAAGUAGCAAGUGUAAAUAAGCAUGUGAAUAGACUGCCCAGCAACGAUCUGCCCGACAUCACCAGCCCACAGCCCAUGUCUCAAGGUGUACCGUUCCAGCUCAUAAAAAAUUCCAUAAAGUUAAAACUAAAAUGAACAUAGGUAUAUCAUUGUAUCAGUGUAUAGUGCUAACAGUCAUGCAAAGCGGAACAGAAGACACCAGACUGUUUACCAGAGAAGCCAACAAGGCUUGACAAUACAGGUUAGAAAGGGAGACAACUCUCAACAGCAUGUGUAACCCAGAUAAGGAGAUGCUGAUAAGGUGUAUGAUCUUGUAGUGAUGAAUGUUUGUGUCUGCUGGUGUAUGCUGAAAGUGUUGGUAGCCAGAGUUGAGGUGUUGUGACAUGUACGAGUGUCUUGGGUUGGUGAAGCAAUAAUAUCCAUCUGUUUCUGGAUUUCAGAAGAUUUUAAGUAAGCUUGUGAUGAUUUUAUAUUAGGAAGUAUAUUUUCAUGUGAGUUUAACAGGUUACAUAUAGUAAGAAAUUAGAAUGAUGUUGAGUUUGCUUUUAAAUUUUCUGAAAUUCAAAACUUGCUUUUAUGUUUUCUAAGUGUUGUACAAUUCUGUGGGAAAAGGGUGGAUAUAUUUGUGUUUUCAUUUACAUAGAUAUUCAACAUG
Messenger RNA from Haliotis rubra (blacklip abalone), 2696 nucleotides. RefSeq names its product poly(A) polymerase type 3-like. Gene Ontology annotation, molecular function: poly(A) RNA polymerase activity; RNA binding. The record is from RefSeq and is a predicted model, not a curated record. Gene Ontology annotation, cellular component: nucleus. The transcript has 21 exons. The coding region runs from base 134 to 2176 and encodes 680 amino acids. Lineage: Eukaryota; Metazoa; Mollusca; Gastropoda; Lepetellida; Haliotidae.